AUGCUGCGAGCGCCGGGACUAGGCCUCAAGGCGCGGAAGGGGGCCGAGGGCUCUGCGGAGGACUUGGGGGGCUCCUGCCCCGGGGUCGGGGCAGAUCUGGGGGUGCUGUGGGCGGGCCGCGCUCCCCGCGGCCUGGGCGAGGCGGAGGAGCAGGCGGGCGGGAGGCGCGCGCGGCCCGCGCGGUCAAAGGCGCGGCGCAUGGCGGCCAACGUGCGGGAGCGCAAGCGCAUCCUGGACUACAACGAGGCGUUCAACGCGCUGCGCCGGGCGCUGCGGCACGACCUGGGCGGCAAGAGGCUCUCCAAGAUCGCCACGCUGCGCAGGGCCAUCCACCGCAUCGCCGCGCUCUCCCUCGCCCUGAGCGCCAGCCCCGCGCCCCGCGGGCCCUGCGGACACCUGGAGUGCCACGGCCGGGGCGCGCGCAGGGACCCCGGGGACGCGAGGGACGACUCGGGCGUCAGACCCCCGCCGCCCGCAGGGCCCGGCCUCGAGCGCCCAGACGCCGCUCGCCCCCCGGUGCCGCCCCCGCCCCGCUGCGCCUCGUGCUCCGGGGGAAGCUGGCGCCGAGGUCCGGGGGCUUCCUCUGCCGGGCCGCCUCCCUGGCCGCUCGGCGACCUGCGAGCCAGCCCCGGGAUGGGUCCCCAGCACUCCUGACGCGGCUCGGGACGCCCGCGGGCCUGGAGGGAGGCCGGGCUGGCAGCUGGGCUACAAGAGCGGAGGCUGCAGAGGCGCCUGGACAGAGCGACACGGGACACAGCGACACUGCACCGGCUGAGACCUGGCACGGAGGAGACGACGCCUCUCCAGGGAAAAGGAGCACGGGGGCCUGGGGAGCACCCCAAUCCCAGCCUGGGGAGACGGCUCCAGGAAAGUGUCAGGAUCCCGGACUCAUCUUGGACUGGAACUCGUCCUGGAGAGCAGCCUUUGCACUCCCGUGCCUCGUGGCCCGUCUGCCCUCUCUGCCUUCAGGAGGGUGAGGGAUGGCACAGGUGUGGGAGCCGUGGGGCCCUCUGUGGUCUCAUGGCCAAGGGCCGAGUCCCCUUCCCCUGCCUGCGCCGCUGCCCAAGCCUGAUCCGGGAGAGGCAGUCAGGAGCAGCAGCAAAAUAAAAAGGGAAAACUGUCAUUUCUGC
Cebus imitator (Panamanian white-faced capuchin) is the source of this 1130-nucleotide messenger RNA. It is a transcript of the gene BHLHA9, whose product is annotated as basic helix-loop-helix family member a9. Lineage: Eukaryota; Metazoa; Chordata; Mammalia; Primates; Cebidae. The record is from RefSeq and is a predicted model, not a curated record. Gene Ontology annotation, biological process: developmental process; regulation of transcription by RNA polymerase II. The coding region runs from base 1 to 654 and encodes 217 amino acids. The transcript has a single exon. Gene Ontology annotation, molecular function: protein dimerization activity; RNA polymerase II transcription regulatory region sequence-specific DNA binding; DNA-binding transcription factor activity, RNA polymerase II-specific.